Alternaria alternata is the source of this 1160-nucleotide messenger RNA. RefSeq lists its product as hypothetical. The transcript is spliced from 2 exons. The coding region runs from base 261 to 1142 and encodes 293 amino acids. The record is from RefSeq and is a predicted model, not a curated record. Lineage: Eukaryota; Fungi; Ascomycota; Dothideomycetes; Pleosporales; Pleosporaceae.
GCCAUUGGCCAACUGGCCCAUCUUUUGCAGUAACCCAAAUGAAGGGCGCGAACAUCCCUUAUUUCGGAGCGUGGAAAAUGCCGGACGCGUUGGCACCGCAGUGUCCAUCUAAUACGCGAACGGGCUGGGAUGGUGUUGGGGUAGAUACAUGUUCAGUCAUACGUUUUAGAGUUGUAUAAAGAGUUGUCUCCACCUGCCAUCUGGUGUCUCAUCCACUUCAAGCGCAUCCACAGUCUCGACGACAUUCUCUAACCAUCGCCAUGUUCACUCAGUCAUUCUUUACCCUGGCCUCAGUUGCCUCCGGCGCACUGGCUGCGCCAUACCUUCACCCGCACCCCCACGCCAACGCCGUUCGCGCUGAGCCCAAGUGCCCCAUCGUUUUCGAUGGCCGUGUCCCUGUCAACACCACACCCACCUUCUUCGACUCGGCUUCUACCAACACCAUCUUCAACGCCGACUUCGUCAAGGGCAACAACCUGACCUGGUCGCAAAUCCUCAAGUUCCCCAACGAAUCAUCGCGCUUCGACGGCGACAAGUUCAAGGCUGUAGAGGUCACCAUCUCCGACGAGUCCAUCUUCCAGAAGCAGCAGGGCUUCCGCCGUGCAGGCCUCCAGUUCCUCAAGGAUGCCGCUGACGGUGAGGGAGGCAAGGGUGUCAAGACUCUCCACUUCAGCGUCAAGCAGGACCCUGCCAGGCCCUUGAACCUCACCCACGAGUACCUCAACGUCUGGCACGAGGCUGCCGACUUUAGCAACAACCAGAUUCAGUUCCAGACUGGAUCUCUCAUCGGAAAGAGCGAUGCCGACAAGAACCAGUUCAAGAUUCUUGACCGCGACAGCAAGUUCCUCUGGAGCGUCCCGAUCGACCAGACUCAGUGGCAAAACUUUGCCCUGAAGCUCGACUUCAACGCCAACAAAACCACCAUCUUCUACUCUGCCGGCCAGGCCCCACUCAAGCAGGUCGCUGGUCCCCUCACUGUCAACCUUCAGGGCGGCGGCCAAUACCAGAUGGGCAUACUCAAGAAGCCCACUGGUACUUCUGAUGUUGCCAACGCUGGUUUCCAGGAGGCCAACCUUGACGAGGGCCAGAUCUACGGUGGUCUGUUCCUUGAGGACUCUAUCAACGGCUGUGUUUCGCUCUAAGUGCACUGUCAGACGCAG